Molecule: messenger RNA, 5847 nt
Organism: Topomyia yanbarensis
Lineage: Eukaryota; Metazoa; Arthropoda; Insecta; Diptera; Culicidae
Exons: 4
Coding region: 1-5847 (1948 amino acids)
Biological process (GO): DNA integration
Molecular function (GO): nucleic acid binding
Source: RefSeq, a predicted model, not a curated record
AUGAACUUGAACGAAGACACGAACCGAAACUUGGAUAAAAACUUGAACGCAAAGGAAAAGGAAAACUUGAACGAAGACUGCACACUAAGCCAGCCAAAAGUUGUUCAUGUAGAAGUGAUAUUAAUUGAAAAUAGUACGAGAGUGAAUGAAAUAAAAACGUCCAGUGAACUAAAAGAUUUGAAACGGCAGGAGCGACAGUUACAAAGCACAUUCAACGGCGCAAAGCAGUUUUUGCUAAAAUUCAAACCGGAAAGGCAUGCCGGUCACGUUGAUAGUCGAUUAGAGCUGCUGGAAGCCGCGAUGAAGAAAUUUUACUCGGUGCGGAGAAAAAUCGAGUUGUUAGCUGACGAAGACGAUGAUAAGGAAGCAUUCGAUACCAAAGAAACACCAGGAGAUCGUGCUGCUCGUGUUGAAGCUCUUGCUGAAAGGCGCGAGGCCGACAAUUUUCAGAUCCUUCAGAGCGCUGAAGACCUUUACUGUGAGCUGAAGUCAUCGCUGCAGUCCCUGAGACCAGGAACAUCAAUACCGGUCCCAGCUGACGUUUUGCCAGCUCCAGCACAGGCUCCUUCUUGUUCGUUGUCGCGAGUAAAGUUGCCCGAAAUUCGCUUACCUAGUUUCGGAGGCAAAACUAGCGACUGGGUCACCUUCCGUGACAUGUUUCUGAGCCUUAUUCAUCGCAACGAUCAAUUGAGUGCAAUCGAUAAAUUUUCGUACCUGCGAUCGUCGCUGGUUGGUGAAGCAUUGCAAGAGAUUGGCACGAUAGAUAUAUCUGUAGCCAACUACUCGAUCGCAUGGGAUUUGCUCAAGAAGCGUUAUGAAAACCGUAAGUUGAUAGUUAAAGCCCAUCUCGAUGCCUUGUUUGCCAUUGAACCAAUAAAGCGUGAGCAUUACGAUGCAUUGAGUCAACUUAUUAGUGAAUUUGAUCGUAACCUUCAGAUGUUGGAGAAAGUUGGAGAAGAUCCGUCCCAGUGGAGCACAAUUUUAGUUCACAUGAUGUGCUCCAGAUUAGAUCAAUCAACCUUGCGCCAUUGGGAGGCACAUUAUAGUUCGAAGGAAGUCCCCACAUACGAUGCUUUGAUGACGUUUCUUCGGAAUCAGUGUUCCGUUCUUCAAUCUAUAGCACCAGCAAAGCCUGUGCAUUGUGAGAUGAAGAAGCCCAAGUUUACUGUCACUCACACAUCCGUGCAAUCUUCUAAUCGGUGCCCAUUCUGCGGCGAAGGUCAACAUUCAGCAUUCAAGUAUCAGAAGUUCAUCAAAAUGAAGGUGUCUGAGCGGUAUGAUAUGGUGAAACGCUCUCGGUUGUGUUUGAACUGCCUGUCUCCUGCGCAUCUAGUUCGAUCCUGUACGAAGGGGUGUUGUCAGCAUUGUCAUCAGAAACAUCAUACUCUUCUACAUUCUGGAGUAACCAACGGCGGAAGAUCAUCAGCGUCAAUCCCGCAGAAUGACUCCUCCGUCCCACGAGUACAGAAUCGACCACAGACAACGAACACUCAACAAACACAGCCACAAGCCCAGAACCAAGCCACACUCACUCAGUACACUGGACCAUCCACAAGCUCAUUUCCUAUUGCAAAUACAAAUUCGCAUUCGCAAUCACACCCACCACCCACCACAGAUCGUACUCCCAUUACAAACUCUUUACCCGCCAACAUCUACACACCAAAACGUCAAGUUUUAUUAUCCACCGCGUUAGUGCGCGUGUCGGACAUUUAUGGAAAUGCUCAAUUAGCUAGAGCGCUCUUGGACUCUUGCUCAGAGUACUGUUUCAUCACCACGACUCUUUUUCAAAAGUUAAAGUUGGCUGAGACUGCCAGCUAUUUGUCCGUAGCAGGGAUCGGUGGUUCUGUAGUCAAAUCUACAAAGAGCGUAGAGGCUACAGUAUCGCCUCGGUCAUUGCACAUUUCUUCCUAUUCCGAGAAGGUGCAGCUGCACGUCUUGCCGAAGCUCACCUCCAAACUGCCUAUGCAGGCGGUCAAUAUUAGGACUCUCGCCAUUCCGGAAGGUGUUACGUUGGCAGAUCCAAAUUUCUGCGACCCCGGACCAAUUGACCUCAUCAUUGGUGCUGAGUACUACUACGAUCUGCUGCUGAAGGAAAAGAUGAAGUUAUCAGAAGACGGACCCACAUUGCAAAAAACUGUCUUCGGAUUUGUUGUGUCAGGACGCAUACCCGGUAGCAUUCUUGGAAUCCCCAAAACUCUUUCCCACACGUGUUCCUCUGUCGAUCUUCGUGAUCUCCUCGCGAAAUUUUGGGAACUAGAGUCCUGUAGCAGUAGAAGUACCUAUUCUGUGGAAGAGACGACGUGUGAAGAGAUUUUCGAACGAACGACCGUUCGCGAUGCAGAUGGAAGAUUCGUCGUCGCGCUUCCCAAGAAGGAGUACAUCAUCGAGCAACUGGGAGAUUCAAAGGCCAUAGCAUUGAAACGAUUCCACGGAUUGGAAAGGCGAUUGGAAGCAAACGACACGUUGAAAAGAUUGUAUGGCGAGUUCAUUCAGGAAUACCUGUCCAUGGGUCAUAUGCGAGAAAUUGACCAAGAAUAUUGCGGUGCACAGUCCUAUUACAUGCCUCACCAUGCGGUAUUGAAGCCCGAUAGCACAACCACAAAGCUAAGGGUGGUAUUCGACGGCUCUUGCCGUUCGUCGACGGGAGUAUCCUUGAAUGAUGGACUGAUGGUAGGACCCGUCGUGCAAGAGGACUUGCUGUACAUCAUAUUGCGUUUUCGUUUUUGGAGAUUUGUAUUAGUAGCGGACAUAGCUAAAAUGUACCGUAUGGUAAGAGUAGCAGAUGCAGAUCAACCACUUCAGCGCAUCUUGUGGAGAAAUUCACCGAACGAGUCAGUGAGAAUUUUCCAAUUGACCACAGUCACAUAUGGUACCGCUUCCGCGCCCUAUCUCGCAACCAAGUGCCUUCAACGUCUUGCAAGUGAUGGUGCAACCUCGCAUAAAGCAGCAGCGAAGGUCAUUGAGAAGGAUUUUUACGUCGACGACCUGUUGACGGGCACGGACAGCUUGGAAGAAGGAACCGUUCUCACAUCAGAACUCAUUGAUUUUACGAGUUCGCCAGGGUUUGAGUUGCGCAAGUGGAGUUCCAAUAGCUUUGAACUUCUUUCGUCUAUUCCACCUCUUCUCCGAGACGAUCGUACCAUACUGGAACUCGAUUCGUCCAGAUCCACAGUCAAAACGCUAGGGUUAAUAUGGGAGCCAGGCAAAGACUGUUUUAGAUUUGCUGUACCGCACUGGAGCACUGAGCCAAUCAUCACCAAACGUAUAGUACUGGCCGACACAGCUCGUAUCUUCGACCCUCUCGGUCUCAUCGGUCCAGUCAUCGUACAGGUAAAAAUUUUCCUCCAGGAGCUUUGGAAGCUUAAAUCGGAUUGGGACGAUCCGUUGCCAAAAGAGCUUCAGAAUUUCUGGAUUGAGUAUCGAUUGAAUCUAUCCGCUCUCGACACACUCUCAGUUCCAAGAUGGACGGGCUUCAGAAGUAACCUAGCUUCAACGGAAAUCCACGGAUUUUGUGACGCUUCAGAGGUAGCAUACGGCGCAUGUUUGUACCUUAGGUGUAAGUCAGUCGACGGGUCAGUCACUGUUCGGUUGAUUACAUCCAAAUCUCGAGUUGCGCCACAAGAAGAUCUCACUCGGAAGAAAAAGAAACAAUCCAUCCCCAGAUUGGAGCUUUCCUCAGCAUUACUGCUUAGUCAUCUCUAUGAAAAGCUAUGCAGUAGUUUCGUACCACCCGGCAAGGUAUAUUUUUGGACAGAUUCCAUGAUAGUGAAGUACUGGCUAUCAUCGUUACCUUCCCGGUGGCAAGCAUUCGUUGCCAAUCGUGUAUCAGAGAUACAGCAUAUCACUAAGAAGGGAGUGUGGAACCACAUCGCCGGUGCAGACAAUCCGGCAGAUAUCAUUUCGCGGGGAAUGACACCCACACAACUACAGUAUCAACCUCUGUGGUUUGAAGGCCCUCUGUGGGUAUGUCGAGCACAUUCUACAUGGCCAGAGUCAGCAGUCAUCCAGUCAGAGCUGGAUAGUUCUCUUUUAGAAGAAAAACCAUCUGCGUCACUUCCGGUUCAAACAAAGCCUCAAAGUGACAUAUUUUUGCUGAGAUCCUCGUUCCCGGAUCUCGUUUGGAUAGUAGCAUGGAUUCGUCGCUUCGCUUACAAUGCAUUGCCUCGCAACCGCAGUAGCAGGCGUCUAAAACACUUGUCAUCGACGGAAUAUAAUGAUGCUGUAACGAUUUUGGUUCGAUUUGCUCAACACGAGAGCUUUCCUGAAGAAAUAGCAGCUUUAUCGAAAGGUGAACCAAUAAAGUCAUCAUCUAAAUUGCUCUCGUCAAAUCCUCGUUUAGUUGAUGGUAUUCUCCGCGUCGGCGGUCGAUUAGCUCAUGCACCAGUGUCAGAAUAUCGUAAGCAUCCAAUGAUUCUUCACCAUCAACACCCACUGGCAAAGCUGGUCAUGGAGCAUUAUCAUCGUAAACUGUUUCACGCCGGUCAGCAACUUCUCAUAGCUUCGGUCAGAGAAAGGUUCUGGCCAACUCGCAUUCGCGAUUUAGCACGUUGGACCAUCCAUCGAUGUGUUCAAUGUUUUCGCAACAAACCCAAAGUCCACGAGCAGCUAAUGGCUGAUUUACCAUCCGUUCGUGUCACUCCUGCAGCGGCAUUCCUGAAAGUUGGAAUCGAUUUUUGCGGACCGUUCUACAUUCGCUAUCCAGUUCGUCGGAGUACGCCGGUGAAGUCCUUCGUAUGCAUUUUCGUUUGCCUAGCAACCAAGGCAGUUCACAUGGAAGUCGUAGCAGAUCUGUCAACGCAAGCAUUUCUGGCGGCAUUCAAACGCUUCGUAGCAGUCCGUGGCAAACCGCAACUAGUCAUGUGUGACAAUGCGACCAAUUUCGUUGGGGCAAAUCGGGAGCUCGAGGAACUACGGCUGCAACUGUAUAACCAGCAGUUUCAGUACGAAAUGAUCAAGGCAUCGGAAGAAGAAGGAAUAGAUUUCAAAUUCAUCCCACCGCGCUCUCCGAAUUUCGGCAGAUUGUGGGAAGCGGCGGUUAAGUCCUUCAAAGGACAUUUUCGCAAGACCAUAGGAAGCAGACCGUUGACAUACGAUGAACUACACACCAUUGUUCAGCAAGUCGCAGCGAUUCUAAACUCUCGUCCAUUGACACCCUUGAGAAACGAUCCUAAUGAUUACACUGUACUGACCCCAGGACAUUUUCUGGUGGGACGACCACUCACGGCGAUUCCUGAACCAGAUUUGCAAGAGAUCCCCGAAAAUCGACUCUCUCAGUGGCAACGUACGCAAGGAUUCGUACAACAACUAUUGCGAAAAUGGAAGACGCAAUAUCUGUCAGAUUUGCAUAACAGGACAAAGUGGACUCGACAACGCAACAACAUCACAGUUGGAACGAUGGUCCUAGUAAAGGAGGAAAACUUGCCUCCUCAGAAGUGGCGGUUAGGCCGAGUAGCAGAACUGUUUACGGGCGAAGAUGGAAACAUUCGAGUUACGCAGCAUAGUAGCAAUCUCAAGCAGCAUGUGAAUAUCGUCAUCCCCAUCCGCCCGGCAUACCAGUCGGCGACAUCGGUGCCCAGAGCACCAGCGGAGGCCUGGAGACCUCCGUUCCUGGCAAGUCCUCAAAGACUCACCAUCAACGGCAUCCGUGGAAGAACAUCCGUCGAAGUAGAGGCACACCGAAGUGCAGUAUCAGCAACCCAAUCGUCCAACUUUCAUCAAGCAACGUUCAUCCGUCAAUCCGAAAGUAGCAGUAUACCCGACGGAAAUCCGAAACGAUCGUGCAAGGCCGCAGCGAAGGCAAUCUCCAUUUGCUUGAAGAAGCGUUCCAGUUCCAGUUUGUCGCAGUAA